This is a messenger RNA of Fusarium verticillioides 7600, 2770 nucleotides long. RefSeq lists its product as hypothetical. The record is from RefSeq and is a predicted model, not a curated record. The transcript has 3 exons. Bases 1222 to 2508 code for a protein of 428 amino acids. NCBI's taxonomy places the organism in Eukaryota, Fungi, Ascomycota, Sordariomycetes, Hypocreales, Nectriaceae.
CAACUUGCGACUCGCACGCGUGCUUGCGCUUUCAUAAAGCCAAAUUACAACGCAUCGACAGAAGCACUUGCCGUGCAUCAUAUCUAUCCUUGACUAAGGCAAGAAUGGAUCGCGACCGAGGUCGAAGGUGAGUCCUAAAUCGUUUGCUUCUAUGUGCCUAUUGCAUCUUGCGUUCUUCUUCGUCUUGGUCUUCAUCAUCGUUACGCCUCCCAUCGUUUUGCGACACCAUUUCGGCAUCUCUAGCACCACCCGUCGAUACCCUCGAAACACGCUACACGGGAGCCUAUCGACCAACUGAGCGAUUGUAUGAUGGAUGGCCAUAUUGGGAUGGAGGAAAGCGGAAGCGACUCUCAAGAAACCAUCGAAGAUACAUCCGAGUUCGAGCAGUCGCCUGGCGAGCUUGUGCAGAUUGUUCGAUGACACUGGUACAUUGACGAGGUUUACCGGGUCAUCUGCGGACGGCGAAGCCAUCUUCAUGAACUAGGCCGUGAACCAAUGGGGAUAUUGGUGAUGGUCUGGCUGCACUCCCAUCCACAUUUAGCAUAUCGCUUCGGUAUCUCUGUUGUUCGGAUUUCUACCCUGAAUGCAUAUUGUAAUGUUCUUGGGAAGGCAGAACUUUCGAUCAACCCAUGCCAGCCCAUACCCUAGGAGAUACUGCUGGGUUCCCUUCCAUUUUGCCGGCAUUUCGUCCCAAUCCACAGGCUUGUCAGGGCGAGGAUGGAUAGGAAUGCUGGGGGGACUGAAGCCUGGAAGCGUGUCAAGCGACGCUGGCCGUAUUAUCACAGUAUUCUGGACCUUCCGCUGGAAUACCCGAGAUUCCGCUAGGAUCGAUUAAGACAGAGACUGUACUCCUGCCUUCCUAUUGAUCUUGGCCGUCGCACAAUAUUUGGUAUGACCUUUGCCACAAAUUGGCAGGGAUCAUGACGGCUUAGCAGGCCACAGUUUGAUGAUGGGGAAGUCGUUAGAUACGGCGCUGGAGAGUCAUGGAGGCCCACUCCUCGAGACCGGUCGCCUAGGCGGGUUAGAAGUCCGGUUAGAGAGCGAGCAAGGAGCCCUCGACCUAGAAGUCCACGUCCCCGGAGUCCAAUUCCUUCUGGAUCCGAUAGCUAUGUGCCGGGCAGAUAUCCACCACGUCGUAGGUCGAGAAGUGGAGGAGACCGAUACCGGCGAGAGCGAUCAAGAGAACGCGAGAGUCCGCGCCGGCGAGAGCGUAGUAGGUCUAUGCGGCGGCCAUCUCCUCGACGUAGUUUAUCCCGGAGAAUUUCUCCUCCACGUGGAGCGGAUAGAUAUGAAAGGCCCCGGUCCCCUGCCCCUGGCAGAGAUUGGGACCGCGAUCGUGAGAGGGUCAGAGAUAGAGACUGGGACCGUGACAGAGUACGCGAUAGGGGUCGUGACUUUGAGCGGCGUGACGAAAGGCGGCGAUCUAGGUCUCCAUUUGGUGUGAUUCGCCGCGACAGAACUCCUCCUGUACGGUCUCCCGUGACAGGUCCUCGUGGUGGCUCAUACAGACCACGUUCGCGUUCCAUGAGUCGACGCGGAAAUGACCGAUGGCAGUCAUACAGGCGCGUCAGCCCCCCGAGAGAAUCUGGAAUCUCAUCUGCGAUCACUUCUCAGUCAGCCUCUGGAAGAUCGUCACCGCGACCGAGUUCCCUGAGAGCUCGUUCACCACUUCAGUCCCGAGAAGAGUCUCCCCAUCAUCAUGCCAUGGCUGGUGCGGCACCACCAAGGGAGACACCAAGGCCUGGACCUUACGAUAUAAACACAUCAGGCCCCACUCGAUCACCACCACGAGGCCCUGCAGCGCUGAGAGCUCCUCCAACUGGCCCUGCAGCAAACAGAAACCCCGCAGGGCCAGUAUCUUCACCAGCCCUGCCUCCUCCCGCUCGGACUCAGACACCUACGGCUCCUCCUCUGCGUUCAGGUACCACAAGCCCCACCGUUCCCCCAGCUGGCCCACGAGGUUAUGUGCCUCCAGCUAGAGGUGGGUUUGCCCCCCGAGGAGGCAGAGGUGGCUGGAAUCAAGCGCCAGCAAGACACAUUUCAGGACCUUCACCAACUCCUUCAACUCCCAGUGGACCUUCAGCCAUUCCCACUGGCCCACGUGCGACUCCGUCAAAUACAUCGUCAACCUCGACAACGACGCAAUCUCGACCGUUCAAUCCUCCGACUGGGCCAUCAGCUCAACAUGCUGGUAGCGCACGGCAGACUUUGGCGCAAUCCAUGCUUGCGACACUCCCCCCCAUCAUCCCGGGCGGCAAGUUGGACCCUUCCAUGACGCCUCUCGCUCUUGGCGUAACUCGAGAACUUGAGCCACAUUAUCGCAAGCUGAAGGACGAGGAGGAGAAGUUGAGAGAUGAACUGCAUGCGAAGCAAGAGCGGCUACGGAAAAGUCUGUACACGUGGAAUAGACUCGAACGUGACUCGCGAGCGUGGGAGAUGCGGAGUGACCUGAGCGAGAAGAGCAUGAAGAACCUGGCUGGUGAAGGUAUGGGUGGUGCUGCAUUUUAAAAACAUGUGCCACAAGAUGCUGUUAGGAACUUGGCGCUAGAGGAUUAUUGUUAAUGCUUGUAUGAUUGUCGAAUAUGCAGGACUGGGUUCCUGUAAGCGUUGCUUCCAUUUGCUUCUGGUCAUGAAAAAGCUCAAAACUUGGGAGAUUUGCAUGUUUACAUUCAUUGGGUCGAGACGUCCUGCUUGUACAACAGUUGUAUGAGAGAUAAUAAUUAUGAUGAGCCUAUCGUAUGUGAAUUCAGCCAAGCUAUUGCCUUUGGAG